AUGGAUUUCAAACGGGGGAACUAUGCAGAAAUGAAGGGCUCUAGUGACCCCUUGUGGCGAAAGAGUGUCAGUAAAAGGGAGAGACUCGUCCGGAGCCUGACGGUUGUUCCUCCACCGCUGCUCCCCCACCUCCUCCUCGCCCGAUUGAACCCAGAGGACAGUGACCACCUAAUUGGGGGAAAUAUAUAUGGUGACUCAAAAGAGGGCGCCACCCAUUCUCUACCGCCUCCAGGGGUGUUUUGGAGGGAUCGUCUGGCGGCGGGAGAUGGAGAGGGCGGGGUGGCGGCUUGGGUUGAAGGUGCACCCCGCUGCCUGGGCCGCUUAAAGUCCGGCCUGGGUGUGCUCCGGCUCGACUUGCAGGAAGGGGGGGGGCGCUCCGGCCGGGGCGGAACCCAGGCAAGCCCUGCCCGCCGCACCUCGCCGGGCCAAGAACACCCGACGAGAGCCAAUGAGCGGCCAAAGCCGCGCCGGCACCUCCGACGCGAGCCCGGAGAUUGGCGUGGGAGACACGUCAAGUUGAGCCGGGCCGGAGCUGCGGGUUCAGUGUCCCCUCUCGACGUCGGAUGCGGAGCAGCGCACCUCGGAGGGGGGCGUGUGGGCUGCCCCGGCCAUCGCUCAGACUUGUCCGGGGGCGCAGGCGUGGAGAGGGGUCCCGCGAGGCUGGCCAAGGCGCUUUACGAGGAAGCCCGGCGCUCGGCGCUCGAGGCACCCGCUUCCCGGCGCCGGGACGGACAGGCAGAGGCCGCGGAUCGACGGGCGCCUCUCCUAACGGCAUCGGGUGCAUCUGCUAAGCAAACGUACGGCGAAGUGAACCAGCUGGGCGGCGUCUUUGUCAACGGGAGGCCGCUGCCCAACGCCAUCCGCUUGCGGAUCGUGGAGCUGGCGCAGCUGGGCAUCCGGCCGUGCGACAUCAGCCGGCAGUUGCGCGUCUCGCACGGCUGCGUGAGCAAGAUCUUGGCGCGCUACAACGAGACCGGCUCCAUCCUCCCCGGCGCCAUCGGCGGGAGCAAGCCCAGGGUCACCACGCCCAACGUGGUGAAGCACAUCCGAGACUACAAGCAGGGCGACCCGGGCAUCUUCGCGUGGGAGAUCCGGGACCGGCUGCUGGCAGACGGCGUCUGCGACAAGUACAACGUGCCUUCGGUGAGCUCCAUCAGCAGGAUCCUGAGGAACAAGAUCGGCAACCUUUCUCAGCCCGGAGGAGCCUACGACGCCGGCAGUGGCGGCUGCAAGCAACCUGCCCCGCAGCCCACCCUGCCCUACAAUCACAUCUAUCAGUAUCCUUACCCCGGCGCUGCGUCAUCCGCCGGCACAAAGAUGGGCAGCCACCCCGGAGCGCCCGUCUCCGCCGCCCACGUCAGCCUCCCGCGCUCGUGGCCGUCGGCUCACUCAGUCAGCAACAUCCUGGGCAUCCGCACCUUCAUGGAGCAGAGCGGCGCUCUGGCUGGGACAGAUGGCUCUGCCUACCCUCCCAAACUAGAAGACUGGCCAAGUGUGAAUAGGACCACCUUCCCUGCUGCCGGGCAAGGUGUCAGCGCCCUUGACAAAUCAGCAGCGGAAGCAGACAUUAAGUACCCCCAGCCGCCUCCUGGGCUCUCAGCAGUCAGUACCUUCCUGUCCCCUUGCGCCUACCCGUCUUCAAACCAAGCAGUCUACGGCGGGCCGGGAGGAAGCUACCUAAGUCCGACCCAUCAUCACUGGCAGACGCAAGGCAACCCCUUGGCUCAUCACCACGGCCCCGGCGUGACCAUAUACGGGGGAGACCCGGCUCCCACUGUGGCCUUCAAACAUCCCACCCGAGAAGCAUUAGCUCGAAGUGGGAGCCAUUUAAGCCUGGCGCAAUUAUUGACAAUGAUUGACGACGCUAAACUGGUGCGUCAUGCGUGCGUGAAAGUGGCCGGGAAGGGUUAG
Zootoca vivipara (common lizard) is the source of this 1911-nucleotide messenger RNA. The record is from RefSeq and is a predicted model, not a curated record. NCBI's taxonomy places the organism in Eukaryota, Metazoa, Chordata, Lepidosauria, Squamata, Lacertidae.